ACUUUUUAGUUUUUGGUCAAUCACCCCACUUCACUAACUCCCCUUGACACAUUUUCCUCCAACACACCCUUUCAUUUAUUCAUUAUAUUCUCUCACUGCCUCUCCAUCUCUCUCUCACUCUCUCCAUCUCUCAUGGAAUUUGAAAAUUAAAACCCAGUUGCAGGAAACAUGGGAACCCUGUUGAGAUUUUCACUUCUUCUGGUGCUGAUUGCAGCAGCAGAAGCAGAAUCCACUUGCAACGGCACAGACCAAGCCCAAGUCUCCAAGGCUUUCAAGUCAGUCUCCGGUUUCAACCUCUCCUGGCUCCAAAAUUCAAACCGACCCAACUGCUCCAACCCACCCAUCACUCAAGUCAACUUCCCUUCCAGAAACCUAACCGGAAUAAUCUCAUGGAAGUACCUCAGAAACUUGUCAAAUCUUCAAUCCCUCGAUCUCUCAUCCAACAAUCUCAAGGGCUCCGUCCCUGGAUGGUUUUGGACUCUUCCGAGCCUGGUCCGGGUCAAUCUCUCUAAGAACUGGCUCGGUGGCAGCUUUGGACUCGAGCCCGCGUCAGGAAACAGUUCAACCUCUUCCGUCCAGGAGCUCAAUCUCUCAUCCAACCGGUUCACGAACUCGGCCCAGCUCUCUGGCUUCCCAAAUCUUACAUUUCUCGACCUUUCCCACAACGAUUUGGGCACUCUGCAACCCUCUGCUUUCUCCAACCUCACUAAUUUGCAGCACCUCGACAUCUCGAGCUGCAGAAUUUCUGGGAAUUUAAAACCCAUCUCUGUUUUGCGAGGAUUGGAGUAUUUAGACGUUUCGGAAAACAAAAUCAACGGUUCUUUCCCUUCGGAUUUUCCUCCGCUUACCGGCCUGAAAUUCUUGAACAUAUCGCUCAAUAAUUUCACCGGCCGGGUCGUACCGGAAAAUUACCUGAAGUUUGGGAAAAGCGCUUUUAUCAACGCCGGAAAAAACCUCACUUCUUUCGGCAGUUCCAAAACCAAAGCCCAAAGCCUUCACAAUUCCAAUGCAAACCCACCUCACAAAACCCUCGAAAAACAAAAACCCAAAUCGCAAAACUCCCAUAAAAUUCUUGUUCUGAGCAUAUCCUGCGCAUCCGCAUUUGUAAUCCUCUUGUCCAUAAGCACUUGCGUAGCUUGCAUAUGCAGGAAAAAGCACUUUGCCAAAAAGCACAAAUGGGCGAUUUCCAAACCCGUUCAGUUAGUCCCGUUCAAGAUCGAGAAGUCGGGGCCGUUCUCUUUCGAGACCGAGUCGGGGACGUCGUGGGUCGCCGACAUCAAGGAGCCGACAUCGGCUCCGGUCGUGAUGUUCGAGAAGCCGUUGAUGAACUUGACGUUUAAGGACUUGAUUGCUGCCACGUCGCACUUCGGUAAGGACUCCCAGCUUGCAGAGGGGAGGUGUGGGCCCGUCUACACCGCCGUGCUGCCCGGCGACCUCCACGUGGCGAUCAAGGUGUUGGAGAACGCCAGGGACGUUGAGUACGAUGAUGCUGUGGAAGUGUUUGAAAAUCUUUCGAGAUUGAAACAUCCCAACCUGCUGCCUCUCUCCGGUUACUGCAUUGCAGGGAGAGAGAAGUUGGUAUUGUACGAGUUCAUGGCGAACGGGGACUUGCACAGAUGGUUGCACGAGCUGCCCACCGGGGAGCCCAACGUGGAGGACUGGACUGGUGACAUGUGGGAGCAAAGUUUUGGUUAUGGAGCCCACUCGCCCGAAAAGAAAGGAUGGCUCACGCGCCACCGCAUUGCGGUUGGAAUAGCGCGUGGGUUGGCGUACCUCCACCAGGCGGGGUCAAGGCCCGUUGUCCACGGCCACCUUGUAACUUCGAACAUAUUGUUGGGCGGGGAUUUUGAGCCGAGAAUAGCCGAUUUCGGGUUGAAAAGUAUUGGGAGUAGGCGGGAAAUUGGUGGCGGAGGUGGUGGCAGCGGGGCGGAGACGGAUGUGUAUUGUUUUGGGGUGGUGUUGAUGGAGCUGUUGACGGGGAGGACAGGGACGGCGGAGACGGUGGUGUGGAUGAGGAGGAUGGUGAGGGAGGGUGCGGUGGACGCACUGGACGAGAAGUUGAGAGAGAGUGGGGAGUUGGAGAAGGAGAUGGUGGAGAGCCUGCGAGUUGGGUACCUGUGUACGGCGGAGUCGCCUGGGAAAAGGCCCAGCAUGCAACAAGUUCUGGGUUUGCUCAAAGACAUACAUCCCAGUACGACUACUGUGGGCUUGGGCUGACGUCAUUUCAUUUCACGCGAGGGAUUUUUCAGUGUAAUCAAUACACCAUCACGUGUUACUAUACAAAUAGUGAGAUAUGUGUGCUAAAAAGUUAAUAACUUAAAAUAUAAAACUGCCCACCACUUCUAUUAAAACACGUGGUGUACCACUUGUAUUCAUAUCACAACGAAAAAUUUCUCGUUUCACGCCCUGUGAAUUGCGUGCAAUUGGAAAAUUAGAAAUGAAAUUGAAAUGUUUUCUAGUUUAUUUUUAGUCUUUGUGUUUGUA
Malus domestica (apple) is the source of this 2484-nucleotide messenger RNA. RefSeq names its product calmodulin-binding receptor kinase CaMRLK-like. Gene Ontology annotation, biological process: protein phosphorylation. The record is from RefSeq and is a predicted model, not a curated record. Lineage: Eukaryota; Viridiplantae; Streptophyta; Magnoliopsida; Rosales; Rosaceae. Gene Ontology annotation, molecular function: protein binding; ATP binding; protein kinase activity.